UCAGUGUAAUAUGGUGGGCUCGACUUCACUUCAGUGCAACGAAACCGGAUAUUGUCCUUGUCAUCCUAAUGUUGUUGGAAUGCAGUGUGACUUGUGUCAAACAGGGUUCUUCAACUUUAGUUCACACAACCCUGAUGUUUGUGAGGAUUGUGACUGCAUCUCCAACUUCUCUUUGUCACCUGAGUGCAAUGAAAUGGGAAAAUGUAUGUGUAAACCAGCAGUCACUGGGGAUCGUUGCACGGUCUGUGAAGAUGGAUUUUUCAACAUUACAAGGAACGGUUGUACUGACUGUCUCUGUAACAUAAUUGGGACUCAACCCACAUCUGUUUGUAGCAAGACCAGUGGACAAUGUGUGUGUUAUGAUGGAGUCACAGGAUUGAUGUGUGAUAAAUGUGAUGCAGGAUUCUUUGGAUUUGGUAUUCGUGGUGUCGGAUGCUCAGAGUGCUUCUGUAAUAAUCAUUCAAGAGCCUGUUCUCUGGCUAAUGUAACACUACCAAAAGAAGAAUUUAUUGAAACAAAGUUUGACAGUACAUCAGCACAGGGUUGGACUGGUAUUAAGAGUGGAGGCGAUCUAAAUACUGUUGCUGUGUUUCAGGAUGAUUCAAAUGAUAGGGCUCUGGUGUCCUUUACCAGUACAGAAGAUGAAUUUUUUGUUGCACCAUUGAAGUACCUUGGUGAUCAGUCUGCUUCUUAUCAACGUGUCAUACAAUUCCGGUUGGGUGUAUGGAGACAAAAUACUGGUGCAAGUCAGCCAACUCUUAUGAGCAAUCCAGCUGGGGAUCUGUUUAUCAAGGGCAGAUCGUUUGUCAAUCCUAUUUAUCAUGUGUUGGGAACUGAAGUUGCAUCUGAUGUUGUGGAUUUCUUUCAAGAUUUGAAAACGUAUAAGGUGUUGCUAGUUGAAUCCAAUUUUAUGAUUAAUGCUGGAGUGCCAAGGCUGAUUACUACUAGUGAGAUGAAAAGUGUCCUUGAAGAUGUCGAAUAUAUUCGCUUGCGAGCUGACUUUGGCCAAACUGAUUCAUUACUGUUUGGUGCUUUGAAUGAUGUUUCUCUUCAACGUGUCGUCUUUCUGCCAAGUGAAGAAACUAUUGAGAACUGCACGUGUCCAACUGGAUUUGAAGGCAUGUCUUGCGAGAGCUGUUCAACUGGAUUUAAACGAGAGGUUGUCGGAGGAAACUCAACUGUGCCGUGUGUUCCAUGCGAUUGCAAUGGUCAUUCAACGCAGUGUGAAGUGAGCUCAGGCAUCUGUUUCAACUGUACGGGCAACACAGAGGGCAACUUUUGUGGGAAAUGCAAGGAUGGAUUCUUUGGUGAUCCGAUUACUGGAGACUGCAGUCCUUGCAACUGCGAUUCUAUUGGCUCAUCUGGAUUAGUUUGCAACAAGGCAACGGGAAAAUGUCCAUGUAAACCAAAUUUCGAUUCUGGAGAUCGAACGUGUAGUCAGUGUAAUGAUGAGUUGUUCAAUAAGACAGCUGGCUGUCUCAUGUGCACUUGUAACGUAAGUCAUACCAUCAUUGGCAAUAACACAUGUAACAAGGACACUGGCCAAUGCCCAUGUUUGAAUGGAAUCAGUGGACGUACAUGUGACAAUUGUGCGAUUGGUUUUCAAGGCGUUGUCCCCAAUUGUGUCAGUUGUGGUCCAUGUUUCUUAAACUGGACAAUACUUAUUGAAGAACUGGUGACAAAUACUAACAAUGAGAACUUGCGUAUUAGGAGUGUUAUAGAAGGACACUAUGCCAAGUUUACUAUUGAACAGUUGACAAACAAUGUGACAACGUUGCGAUCGGUGCUAAUGACUAUCUUGGGCAACCUUCAAGUCAACAGCACGGCUAUUGCUGAGGAAGUGUCGUCAUUACAGACACGACUGUCUGCCAUGAUGGUAAACGACAGCCUUGCCAUGUACAUGGCUUUGUAUGAGACAGUCAAGAGCACUCUUGACCAUGUCGACAACUCUCUGAGCAUGACCAACUCAUUCAAUGGGACCGUGAAAUUGACAAAUGGGAUGUACACGGAUAAUGAAUACAUUUUGGAUUGGGCCAUGCGUCUGAAUAACAGCGCAAGCGAUGCUUAUGAAUCAUCUGAAAUGAAGCUGACUGAAAUCACGGCUAACAAGCAACGUGUAGUCGCUGCUGAAAGUCAGGCAGAUGUCGCCAAAAUGACUACAGAAGAAGCUGUACACAGAGCCGCUCAUGCUGAUAGUAACACAGCUGCCACUCGCACAUUUGAGACUGAGUUUAGAGAGAUUUAUCACAACAAUACUGAGAAGCUGAUGUCGUUGAUCAGUCAGCGGGAUGCCAUUGAGGAAGAUCUGACAAUGUAUGAGGAAGAGUCAGCUAAUGCUACAAAGUUGGCCAUGGAUGCUAAUGAUACGGCUGCAGAUGCUCUCCUUUUGGCUAAACAGAAACGAGCUGAGGCUACUAAUGAUAACAAAACUGCUAGUGAAACCCGUGCUAAGGCUACUGAUUCUUUCGAUACAAUUUGCCAACUUUAUGAAAAUGUCGAUGCCGCUAAGAAUACUUCUAUUGCUGCCGAUGAGAAAGCAACACGUGUGCUUGCUGCAAUCAACAGUUCUACGACGCUGCUUGAUAUGAAAGAAACAGUCUUAGUGAACGCUGAAGAGACUGCUAACAAGACAUUGGCUCUGCAGUUGGAGUCAGUAGAUAGGAUUACUCAGUUGUCAAGAGACAUAAACGAAACUAUUGUGCCUGAAGUGACGGUGAAUGACACAGUGCUUGAUGCCAAUGAGGCGCUAAGGAGAGCACAAGCUGUACAACAUAGUGCAAGUUUGGCAUUGAAUGUAAGUCAAGAGGCAGCAAGUUUCAUCGAUGACAUUGAAACUGGCUUGUCUACAGCAAGGGAUAGUCAACUAAUUGGAGAAUCAAAGAUCAAUGACACACUGGCGGUGGACGCUGCAGCACGCAAGGAUGCAACAAUGAUUCAUACGCUUACUAGUGAAACCCACAGUCUUACUACCCAAUCGAGAGAUAUUGCUAUGCAAGCACUGCACACUGUUGGUUUAGUUGAAAAAUGCCGCAAUACUGCCAUAGACGACUUGAAUAAUGCUAACGAUUUGCUUUCGACCGCUUGUAAUGUUACUGGACCAGCCAUUGUCGCGAAUGGUACAAUGGUGUACAAACACGCUCGAGACCUGAACGCAUCUUCAGCUCUCUCAGCAGCAACUUCUGACAGUGAUACGGCUGAUAGCCUCUUGUCAGAAGCUGAACGUCUGCACAGGGAUGUUGCCAACUACAAUAUUGUCAAAAGGCUGAAGGCUGUGAUGGAUGAUUACGACAGGCAAAAGCUGAAACUAGAAGCAAAAACAGCCAAGCUUGUACAACUUGAAAGUGAAUUAGAUAGCCUGCUAGGUCAGGUGGAAACAGUUUGUGGAUCUUCGCCAUAAUGAGGACAGUACUGAAACCCAGUCCAGCACUUAGUUGCACUUGGUGAUGAUUUUAUGGGGCGUGAUGAUGUUUAGCUUAGGUGUUGAGUAAUUUCUAGUUGUAACACUUGCAGAUUGGUCUUUCUUGUAUGGGCGAAUUCUUGCCAUGUUUAGAUAUGAGUGUGGUUUAGAUAUGAGGUCUGGUUUAUUAAAGUUCGUAAUGGCCGUAGUUACUCGA
Molecule: messenger RNA, 3614 nt
Organism: Corticium candelabrum
Lineage: Eukaryota; Metazoa; Porifera; Homoscleromorpha; Homosclerophorida; Plakinidae
Product: laminin subunit alpha-2-like
Exons: 12
Coding region: 11-3397 (1128 amino acids)
Biological process (GO): animal organ morphogenesis; tissue development
Source: RefSeq, a predicted model, not a curated record